CUUUCAUAGAUGGGCGUUCUUUAAAUGGAAGUGGUUAGAGAUCACGUGACGCAACGCGAUCUCGCAAUCUCGCGAGAUCUGGUGACAAAACAGAGUGCUGUUGCUGCUGCAGUCAUGCUCAGAGUUUUCACCAAGACAAACCUCAGGUCGUUGUCGGGCCUGAUCCAGAGGUUUCAGAGCACACUGGUUGUUGCGGAGCACAACAAUGACACCUUGACACCCAUCACUCUUAGUGCUAUCACAGCAGCCAACAAACUCGGCGGGGAAGUGUCUUGUCUCAUUGCUGGAACGGACUGUGCAAAGGUGGCAGAGCAACUUUCACAGGUUGAGGGCGUUAAAAAGGUUCUGGUUGCACAGCAUGAUGCCUACAAAGGAUUGUUACCAGAGGAGUUGACACCUCUCAUCUUGGCAACCCAGCAACAAUUCAAAUUUACACACAUCUGUGCUGGAGCAUCUGCUUUUGGAAAGAAUCUUCUUCCCAGGGUGGCUUCUAAGCUGGAUGUUGCUCCGAUCUCCGACAUCAUAGAGAUCAAAUCCCCUGACACGUUUGUGAGGACAAUUUAUGCAGGAAAUGCCCUUAGUACUGUCAAGUGCAAUGAAAAAGUCAAGGUCUUUACAGUAAGAGGGACUUCUUUCGAACCUGCUAAACAAGGAGGAAGUGCAACAUCAGAACAAGUGUCUACUGCUGGUCCUGCUGGCAUAUCUGAAUGGCUAGAGCAGAAUCUGACUAAGAGUGACCGGCCUGAGCUCACCAGUGCCAAGGUUGUUGUGUCUGGAGGCCGAGGUCUAAAGAGUGGUGAAAACUUCAAGCUGCUUUAUGACCUGGCUGACAGAUUAAAUGCUGCUGUUGGUGCCUCCAGAGCUGCAGUAGAUGCUGGAUAUGUCCCCAAUGACUUGCAGGUUGGACAGACAGGAAAGAUUGUAGCCCCUGAGCUGUACAUUGCAGUUGGAAUUUCUGGAGCUAUCCAGCAUCUUGCUGGAAUGAAGGACAGUAAGACAAUUGUUGCAAUCAACAAGGAUCCUGAGGCCCCUAUUUUCCAAGUUGCAGAUUUCGGCUUGGUUGCUGAUUUAUUCAAGGCUGUCCCAGAGAUGAUCGAGGCUCUGAAGAAGUAAAAUUCAUUACACAGCUUGUAACUGGAACAUUCACAGGAGCCUUCUCUGUAACUGUGCUGGACACAUGCCUUAUGAAUGAGCUAGGAAAUGUCACACCUCCUGCAUUCAUCCCUCCUGAUUCUCACAUCAGGCCUUUCUUUAUUUAGGUAAAGUUUUCAGGAGUCUACAUGUCAUGUUGCUGUAUCUAAUAACAUCAUAAUGUGGUCAGUAUAUUUUUGAUGUCUGAUUUAAUUUGCCAAUAGCAAUGUUUUGGACUUUGCCUCAGACUUUGCAUAACAACUACACACACUUACUAUUUGCAUCAUGUAAUAAAUAUCAAUCCAAUAUCA
Molecule: messenger RNA, 1442 nt
Organism: Silurus meridionalis
Lineage: Eukaryota; Metazoa; Chordata; Actinopteri; Siluriformes; Siluridae
Gene: etfa
Product: electron transfer flavoprotein subunit alpha
Exons: 12
Coding region: 25-1113 (362 amino acids)
Cellular component (GO): mitochondrion
Molecular function (GO): electron transfer activity; flavin adenine dinucleotide binding
Source: RefSeq, a predicted model, not a curated record